UUUCAUUUUCCUUCCUUCAAAAACCCUCCCAGCAAUACCCCACAAAUAAUUUAUUAUUAUUAUUUUACUAAUCACUAUUUCAUUUUAGCAUUAAUAUCCACCAACCAUGUCACAAACAGCAGACAAGCGCGAAAUGGUUGUUGUUGGCAUCAACACAACCAUCAUGUUUAUAUCAUUCCUUGCCCUUCUCUAUGUAAACUACAACAGGUCAUACAUCCCGCUCAAGUGCAAAAACAUACCUUUGCUCAAUAUCCUCUACCUCACGAUAUUCUGCUGGUACCUCGGCGACAUCUACACUUACCAGCCCUCACUAGUUUAUGCCUCCCGAUCCAUCUGCAUAGCAACCAUGUCCUGGCUGCGGAUGAGUUUCGGUGUAUACUCUGUAAUCAGCUGCCAUAUAUUCCGCAUCUACCAGUACCAUUGCAUAUUUCAAUGGCACCGGCGAGCCAACGGCAAGUAUCUAUGGGUCCCAAUAGGCCUAUGGCUCAUUAUUCCUUUGGUCUACGGUAUUAUUGCUGCAGCCUUGCCUGAAUCCCUGGGCACGUCAUUUGUGAUAAGCCCGGAAAUGUGCUUUGCACAAAAGACAGCGUACUUUGUUGCUCUGGCCUUUCUCCUAAUCCUCAUGGCCUGCUGGACCUACGCCACGCUGCUAAUGAAGUAUACCGAUGUGUGCUUCAACGAGUACCGCGAGCUAGCAGUGAUCAUUGUGUCGACUGUUUUUGUGAUUUCCAUGCAGGUUGUUCUGCGGUGGGUUCCGCAGGUCGGCGACAGCGGGUUCGCAUACAAUGCUAUGACCAGCAUGACAGACCUGCUAAUUGGCCAGGUGAGCUUUUAUGCCCUCAUCUGGCGCCCUGCUUACCACUGCCUGGUGGACCGCGACAACUACUUGGCGCUGUUCUUGCGGACGCUGAAGAAGGAAAACCGCAAGUCCGAGUAUGAACUGGCGAAUGGCGAGGAGCUGUAUAUGAUUAGCUUUGACUGUACUGGUGAAACAGGGGUUUUCAUGGCAAGCUCGGCAGACUCUUUUGUUAAAGUGCUCAUGACUUCUGAUGAUUCCAAUGAUUACCAUCCGGCUACAGCCUACUGCGAAGACCUUGAAAAGGCUAGCGCAUCUAAACCCACGCUUGUGUAGUACACAAGUAUUUAUUUUCAUUUUCAUUUUCAUUUUCGUUUAGAUGACCUGUUUCGGGUAAUUCACUGUUCCUAUUAUUUUCUUUUACUUGCGCUUACUAUGUUUUUUAUUUUGAUACACAUUUUCAAAUUUGAUUACUAAUCCCACACAGUGACCUCUCUGCACUUCG
Molecule: messenger RNA, 1301 nt
Organism: Kickxella alabastrina
Lineage: Eukaryota; Fungi; Kickxellomycota; Kickxellomycetes; Kickxellales; Kickxellaceae
Exons: 1
Coding region: 107-1132 (341 amino acids)
Source: RefSeq, a predicted model, not a curated record